Messenger RNA from Lodderomyces pseudojiufengensis, 1017 nucleotides. RefSeq lists its product as uncharacterized. The record is from RefSeq and is a predicted model, not a curated record. The coding region runs from base 1 to 1017 and encodes 338 amino acids. The transcript has a single exon. Lineage: Eukaryota; Fungi; Ascomycota; Pichiomycetes; Serinales; Debaryomycetaceae.
AUGAAUUCAUCUUCCAUACGUUCGGUUUGUUCUGCUAAUAACACCCUAAAUAAUAUCAAGCAACUUUUUUGUAAAGAAGGAGAAGAACCACUUUUUUUUCAGGUGGAUCCAUCAAUCAAUGACUUUACGGAUAUCAAACAAUCAAUUGAAUCAAAUGGCGGGAUUUUGAUUGAAAGAUAUUAUGAUGGAGCUUUUGUGAUAUCAGAUUCAAAAUCUAAUGCGAUUAGUAGUUAUUACAUUAAUUGUUGCAUCAAACACCAAAAAUUGUUACCCUUGGAACUUUUCAGAAAUCGCACAAGUACUUUAUUGUUUGAAUUAACUAAGCCGGACAUCAUAGAUUGCUUAUUAAGUAUUAAUGCGAUACCAGAAGCUGACUCGAAUGACGAUAAUAGAAUGUCUGAUGGAAAUAAUUGUAUCGACGCAUCUGAUGUGUUUGAUUUCUAUGAUGCUACAAAACAUCGUAUCAUGAAUUACGAUGAUCUUGAAUUGAUGGAACAAUUGGUUGCUGAAAGCUAUGUUUUACGUGAACUGGCUCUGUUUUUUGUAUACUUGAGUGAAAUAAUAUUCAAAGGCAAGUACACACACUGGUUUUUAGCUGAUGUUUAUGUAAAUGCAAUUGCUGCAUCAUUUGAUGAUAUCAAAGUAGACGAAGGUAAUGCAUUGGAUUACUCGUUGUCAGCUGAUGCGGAUUGGUCGGCUAAAGAGUUAUAUGUUGCUGCUGUUUAUCUUAAAGAAUAUCUUUUAAGUGUGGGAGAUAAAUAUAAAAUUUCAGUUCGAUUUGUUAUUCAAAGAGACUUAGAAAUCACUAAACUAGGUAAUUAUAUUCUGAUGGUUUUUGAGAAAAGAACUUUCAUAAAUGUUGUAACAUUGUUGAAAAAAAUGUUACAGGAUUAUACAAAUAUGGAAAUAUUUAUUUCAAAAAUCCAAGAUUGCGAAAAUGAUGCAAGUUUGAAGGAUCUUUCUCAAAAUUACCAGAAAUAUCUCGAUACUGCAGAUUUUAAAUUUAGAUUUUUUUAA